UAACAAAAAGAUGGAGUAGAAUUACUGUGAAUGGUACAUCACCAAUUGGUCGAUAUGGACAUUCUGUGGCUGUUAUCGGAUCAAAAAUGUAUAUAUUUGGUGGUCGAUUCGAAGGAUAUUAUUUAAAUGAUUUGUUGGCAUUUGAUGUGAACACGUAUAUGGCAAACGGUGCUGGUUGGGAAUUUAUUACUCCAGCAAGUCAAUCUCCUCCAGGAAGAAUGGCUCAUAUAUCAUGCGUGUAUAAUGAUAAGAUUUAUAUGUUUGGUGGAAAUGAUGCGCAUAGAUGUUUUAAUGAUAUGUGGUGUUUUGAUCCACGUACUAAUACAUGGACAGAAUUGUCCUGCAUUGGUUUCAUUCCAUCGGCUCGGAAGUUUCAUGGUGCUGCCAUUGUGGAUGAUGUCAUAUAUGUAUUUGGCGGUAUGACGCAAGAUGGAAAAGAAUUAGGAGAUUUGACUGCAUUUAGGAUAAGUAAUCAAAGAUGGUAUAUGUUUCAAAAAAUGGGUCCUUCGCCAAAUUCGAGAUAUCAUCUCACAAUGACCACUGCGAAAGAGAAAAUUAUAGUUUUCGGUGGUGAAUCCACGCAAGGAGCAAGGCCUGAUGAAGAUGGCAUAAUUCACAUAUUGGAUACAUGCUUUCCAUUACCUCCAAUGACGGAACAUAAUCGAUCAACCCCUUCACCAACGACAAUUCCAAUGUCAGUGAGUCCUCGUGGCCCUAGUACUUCUCCAAAUCGUACUGGAAAUUCUUCUCCACGUGUAGGCGGUCCUAACACACAAGCCGAUAAUGAUAUGAAUGGCAGAGUAUCUACUCCAGAACAAGUAAUGCAUAUGGAUCGAAUGAACAGGUCUAAUUCUCCUCAGUCACGUAACAUGGAUAACCAUCGAAAACAAUCUCCAUCACCUGCUGGUGGUGUUCGACAAAUUCAACAUAAGCAGAGUAUGGAAAGGUUACCGAUGAGUUCAUCUCCUACUGGUCCUCCACAACAAUCUUCACAAUACGCCGAAAAUCUUAAUAAUUAUAAUGUGCAACUAGAUAAUAAAUCAAAUUUACAUGUAUAUCAAAAUAAUGGAUAUCGCCACGGUGAUUUUACUAAUCCUC
Molecule: messenger RNA, 1098 nt
Organism: Racocetra persica
Lineage: Eukaryota; Fungi; Glomeromycota; Glomeromycetes; Diversisporales; Gigasporaceae
Source: the annotation of a GenBank genome assembly